AAAUUUUUCGAAUAUUCGUGAUAACACAGAUACACAUAUUCGGGUAAAUAAAACUUGUAUGCAUUAGACAAUAUAUUAUUUCAAGUGUCGUAUGACAUUUUUAAAUUAUCUACAGAUUAGAGAAGUUCUUCAGUCUUCAAAAAUGCUUUAUCUUAUACCAAUUACAUUAGGCCUGUUCUUUUUAGCUGCACUGCUACAUUGGUGCAACAAGUUAAAGUAAGAUAAAUAUAUUUUUUCUCAUUCUAACUUACUGCACUAGUGCAGCAAUGCACCGAAAAAGAACAGACCAAUUAUCAACCAACAACGUUUAAUAAGCUUGUCGUAAGACACAUAAAAUAUUAACCAUAGAAUGUGUAAACAGUCUGCGAUUGCAUUUUUGUCCCGUGCUAUUGAAUAAAGUAAUAUGAAGCUUUAUUCUGUUUCGGACGGACCACCGUCUCUUGCGUGUCAGCAGCUGUUAAAGAUUUUGGAUAUUAAAUAUGAAUUGAUCAAUCUAGAUUUUGGGAAAGGUGAACAUAUGACUGAAGAAUACGAAAAGCUAAAUCCACAAAAAGAGAUACCUACGCUUGUCGACGAUGAUCUUAUAAUGGGUGAAAGCAACGCAAUUCUGCAAUAUUUAGCCGAUCAGUAUGAUACGAGCGGCAAGUUGUAUCCAAAGGAACCGAAAUUGCGAGCAAUUGUCAAUCAUCGUCUGUGUUUCAAUUUAGCGAUUUAUUAUCGUAACAUCAGCGAAUAUACUUUGUUGCCGAUAUUCUUUGAUUAUCAACGCACGCCGUUAGGUCUCAAGAAAACAAAGAUUGCAUUAAAUGUUUUUAAUACGUAUCUGCAACGCAGUAACUUUGAGUAUGCAGCAGGCAACAAUUUGACAAUCGCUGAUUUUCCGCUGAUAACUGCGACAAUGUGUCUGGAAGCCAUUGACUUCAAACUGGAUGCCUGGCCUUACGUGACAAAAUGGUAUGACAAUUUCAAACGGAAGCAUCCUGAACUCUGGGAAAUCGCGGCCGGUGGAAUGCGAGAGCUCAGCUAUUUUGAAAAACAUCCGCCUUUAUCUAAUAUGGAUCAUCCGAUACAUGCGACACGCAAGAGCGUAUGAGUUUCUGAAAGGAAAUUAAGCAGUUUUGAAUAUAGUUACAAACAUUUAAUUUCUACACAACACUUCAGAUAUAUUUUUUAGCAGUUUUUUGAGCAUAUGUAAUAUAAAUUUAAAAUAAAAAUAAAUAAAAAUGUGAUAUUCUUACUAAACUAGAUUUAUUAUUGAUACAAUCACAUUCAUUCAAUAUUUGCACAAUAUUUCCAUAAUAUUUAUCCUUUAUAUCAACGUUAAACUAGAAUUUCUAUUACAUAUAUUUUUACAAUAAAUGUUAUAAUUAUUGCGGUUACAACCUUCGUUAAGUUACAACCUGUGUUAACUUUUGUGUAAUUGACAGUUAUACAAAUGAAAUAAAUAUACAUUCUGUAUUCUUAAAAAUGUUGGAAUUAAUUGCAAAAAUUGUAGGUGAUAUCUAUAUAAUAAUUAUAUAUACAAAAUUAUAUCUAAUAACACAAAUAGAUAUAAUUAUUUAUUGAUGUAAAUAAAUACAAGGAUAAAUUCAAAGGAAAAAUUGGUGUAAAAUAACUAUAUGAAUCAAUGUC
Molecule: messenger RNA, 1632 nt
Organism: Monomorium pharaonis (pharaoh ant)
Lineage: Eukaryota; Metazoa; Arthropoda; Insecta; Hymenoptera; Formicidae
Gene: gfzf
Product: glutathione S-transferase 1-1
Exons: 7
Coding region: 404-1093 (229 amino acids)
Biological process (GO): glutathione metabolic process
Molecular function (GO): glutathione transferase activity
Source: RefSeq, a predicted model, not a curated record